This is a messenger RNA of Equus quagga, 2251 nucleotides long. RefSeq names its product centromere-associated protein E-like. The transcript is spliced from 11 exons. The record is from RefSeq and is a predicted model, not a curated record. Lineage: Eukaryota; Metazoa; Chordata; Mammalia; Perissodactyla; Equidae. The annotation marks the transcript as partial.
AGACUUUAGAGAAGCUUUGGCUAAAAUCCAAGAGGCUCAAGACAAACAAGAAGAGUCCUGCAAUAUGAAAGAAGAAGACAAUGAGACUAAGAAAGUGGUGAGUGAGAUGGAGCAAUUGAAGGAGCAACUCCAAGCCCGAGAGUCAGCACUACUAAGAACAGAGGUGGAAAAGCUCAGGUGGUCUGAGAGACUUCAGGACAGUCGCGAUGACAUGAACUCUGUAGCCAAGGAGAGAGAUGACCAACAGAGGCUGCAAGAAGUUAUUCUGUCAGAAAGUGACCAACUCAAAGGAAACAGAGAAAUAAUGGCUAAACACCUAGAAAGUGAAGAGGAACUUGGAUUUGCUCGUGGUCACCUGAAAGAACAGGAGGAAACUAUUGCUAAGCUGAGAGAGAAUCUUUCAGAGAGAGGAACCGAACUGUCGACCUCUCAAAAGGAAUUAGAAACAACCAAUGAAGAAUUACAGAAAAAGAUCCAAGAGUUUCAUGAGGAACAGGAACAGUUUAUUAGCAUCGAAGAAAACAGUGAGACUCAGGAAAAAAUGAGUGAACUGGAACAAUUAAAGGAGCAACUCAAAGCUGAAGAGUUGUCCCUACGAAGUAUAGAAGGCGAGAGGCUUGAGUUGACUGAGAGACUUCAGGAAAGUCAAGAAGAAAUAAAAGUUAUAAUGAAGGAAAGGGAUGAACUGAAAAGGGUACAAGAGGCCCUUCAAAUGGAGAGAGACCAACUCAAAGAAAACAUUAAAGAAAUUGUAGCUGAAGGACAAAAAAUGAAAGAGGAACUGAAAACUACUUAUGUUCUUCUGAAGGAGUACCAAGAAACCAUUAGUACAAGGAAUAUUUCAGAGAAGACAGAUCAAGGAGCAAAUAUUCAGAGAGAUUUAGAAAAUUCAGAUGCUGAAUUACAGGAAAAGAUUCAAGAACUUCAGGAAGAAGAAUAUCAGCUUCUUAAGAUGAAAGUUGUCAGUGAGAUUCAGGAAAAAAUGUGUGAAAUGGAAUACUUGAAGAAGCAAUCUGAGGCUCAAAAGUCAACUCUGGAAAAUAUAGAAAUGGAGAACGUAAGGUUAACUCAGAGACUCCAAGAAAACCUUGAAGAAAUGAGAUGUGUUACAAAAGAAAGAGAUGACCUUAGGAGUGUGGAGGAGACCCUCAAAGUAGAGAGAGACCAGCUCAAGGAAAACCUCAGAGAGACCAUAACCAGAGACCUGGAAAAACAAGAAGAACUCAAAAUUGCUUACAUGCAUCUGAAAGAACACCAAGAAACUAUUGAUAAACUCAGAGAAGUUGUUUCAGAGAAGACAGAUGAAAUAUUAAAUAUGCAAAUACAUUUAGAAAACACAAAUACUGCCUUAAAAGCACAGAUCCAAGAACUUCAGGAGAAAGAACAUCAACUUCUUAAGGCAAAAAAUGAUCUCAAGGAAAAUAUGCAUCAAACAGAGCAAUUGAAGAAGCAAUUAGAGGCCCAGAAUUCAACUCUGGAAACUAUAGAAACAGAGAAGUUCAAAUUGACUCAGAAACAUCUUGAGAACCUUGAAGAAAUAAAACUUGUUGCUAAGGAAAGAGAUGGCCUCAGAAGAGUGGAGGAAACCCUCAGAACGGAGCGAGAGCAGCUCAGGGAAAGCCUGCGAGAGACGGAAGCUACAAAUCUGGAAAAACAAGAGGAACUAAGAAUUGCUCACAUGCAUCUGAAGGAGCACCAGGAAAUUAUUGAUAAACUCAGAGGGAUUGUUUCUGAGAAGACAGAUGAAAUAUCAAAUAUGCAGAUGGAUUUAGAAAAUUCAAACACUAAAUUACAAGAAAAGAUCCAAGAACUUAAGGCAAAUGAACAUCAGCUUUUUAAGUUAAAAGAAGAUGUCAGUGAGACACAGAAAAAAAUGUCUGAGAUAGAGCGAUUGAAGAAACAAUUCAAGGCCCAAAGUUUAACUCUCGAUAAAAUAGAAAUGGAAAACUUAAACUUGGCUCAGAAACUUCAUGAAAAUCUUGAAGAAAUGAAAUCUGUAAUGAAAGAAAGAGAUAAUCUAAGAAAAGUGGAAGAGGCACUCAAACUGGAGAGAGACCAACUGAAGGCAAACCUACAAGAAACCAUAGCUAGAGAUCUGGAAACACAACAAGAACUGAAAAUUGCUCGUAUGCAUUUGAAAGAACACCAGGAAACUAUUGAUAAAUUCAGAGAGAGAGUUUCAGAAAAGACAACCCAGAUUUCAAAUAUUCAAAAGGAUUUAAAUAAGGCAAAAGAUGAAUUACAGGAAAAG